UGGGUUUUAUAUACAGUCAGAAAGAAUUCAGAAAGUCAUUUCUUCAGUUUUUUAUUCAGUAAGAUAAUUAUUAGUAUAUCAAUAUCCAUAUACGAAGGGCAUUGUACUGUCCUCUAUUACCAUCUAUUGACAACUUCAGCAACUACAUUAAACAUUUCUGAUUGAAUUGAUCAAAUUUAGUUUGAAGUAAGGUUAUGUAUCAAUUUCUUUAAACAUUUAAUAAAAAAAUAAAAGUGAUUUAGAAAUGGAAAAUGAAUGUUCUCAUUCUUGUUCUUGGAAACUGUUUGGAAAUUGGAUUGAUAUCACCCCAAAAUUUCAAGAAGCAGUAAAAGAUUUAAAACUUGGUCAACUCCUUCAUGAUGAUCUAUUUGGACUUUUUGACGCAAUGACUGCAAUUGAGAUGAUGGAUCCAAAAAUGGAUGCUGGAAUGUUGUGCAAUAGAGGAAUUAGAAAAAUUGUAUCAUUUGAUCAAGCUGUACAGGAUAAUAUCUUAAAGCUAGAAGGAUUUAGUUAUAAGGAAAUAAUAGGUAUAAUAGAUAGCACCUUUGCUUGUUUGGUUUCAUGGUUGGAAGGUCAUUCAUUGGCUCAAACUGUUUUUAUUAACCUUUAUUUACACAAGCCUUAUAUGAUAGGAGACAGGACACUGAAAGCUUUUUGUUUGGCAAUGUAUAAAUUACUAGAGGUUAUCAAGGAUUUGGUUCAUAAUGGGAUGGUAUAUGAAGAGGAAGAUUUCCAACCCAUGCAAUAUGGUUAUCAUCUAAAUCCAGAUAUUUCUGAACAACGAAUGAUUGGCAUGCUUCGAGAAGUUGAAGAAGAUCUUCAUAGGAAAACUAGAAGUCAACCAAAUCAUGAAAUUCAUGCAGUUUUUGGAAGAAUUAAAUUUUUAAGAAUAUUUCUGCAAGUGCUAAUAUCUUGUUUUAGAAAGGAGGAUCAACCUCCAAUUUCAGAAUCUCAUAGAUUAUUGAACAGUUGUCUUGAUAUGCUAUAUAUAAUACAAAACACUGUAGGACUGGGAAUAAAAAGUGAAGAUCCUGAAAACGAAUAUAUACUGGGAUUUGAACCUUCUAUAAACCACCGACUGUUGCCUCCAACUUUUCCUAGAUAUACUAAAAUUAAAUCAAGACAUGAAGCUAUUACUUAUUUCAUUGAAAUGGCUGAGAGAUUUAAAAUAGUUAGUAAAAUUCAGCUGAUUACCUCAUUACAUCAGGCUUUGGAUUUCUUUAUUGAUUUCAGUAAAUCUAGCCCCUGUAUACUAUCAAGAUCUGCAUUGCAGCUGAUGUAUUCACGUUCUUUCCCCGCCAAUUUAAAAGACAUAUUACGGGAAUCUGUAAAGAGUUUCAUUUGUCCCCCAGCAUUAUUAUCAAAGACUCUAUUGAACAACCCAGAGGCAAAACAUUAUGUUGAUACAUUUUUGUCCCAUUGUUCAAGGCCAUUUAUAAAUUUUUUGCAACUGUGUGGACAUAAUAGGGCAAGGCAAAGAGAUAAAUUGGCACAUAUUUUGGAAGAAUUCACAUCCUUACAGGAUGAGGCCGAGAGGGUAGAUGCGUACUUACACAAUCUGUCAGUUAAUUCCUCUUUGUCUAGGCCACAUAUAGCAUGUUUUGGAACCUGGAUUUUGUAUCACACAUUAAGAAUAAUGAUUAUGUACCUGCUGGCUGGAUUUGAAUUGGAAUUAUAUAGCGUACACGAAUUUUAUUAUAUCUACUGGUAUUUGUACGAAUUUCUGUAUGGAUGGCUUAUAUCAGCCUUAUCAAGAGCAGAUAGCUUCCUAGUUGAAAACGAGCUUCUAAAUGAACUUCACAAAAAUAAAGGAACUUCUAAGAAGAAACCUAAAUAUAAAAAGAAAGCUAGACCAUAUAAUAAAGAUAUAAUUUACCUACAAGCGCUGCAGAACAUGUGUGGAGGCUACUACAAGGCCUUAAUGGGAUUUCGUCUAGAAGGAAAGUUGACGAUGCCACAUCCUCGAUUCGACAGUGAGCAAAUACGCUAUGAGCACAGGUUUGCUCCGUUCCAAAACCUUUUGACACCACCACCAGUUGUGUACUCGGAAUUUAGAGAAAUGACAUCAUUUGAGAGAUUCCAGCAACAACCUGUUGAUAGUGUUUUUUUGUAUAUAGCAGGUUGUAAACAUUUCCAUCAAGCUCGACAAUUAUUAGAAAGUAUAAUACCCGAUAACGAAAUUACAGAUUUACUAACAAUAUGUAAAACGAAUUUUAUUGUAUUAAAACUUUUAGCAGGGGGGCAUAAGAAAGAUUCUUUGAAACAACCAGAAUUUGAUUUUUCUAGAAGUAAAUAUUUUUCUAUAAUAAAAAUCAGUUAAAUUUUGCAAUUAACAGAAACGUUAAAGCAGAUAUAGAAGAUUCGUUAGUACACUAGAGAUCAUUGUUAAAGUAAAAAUACACUUUCUAACAAUCGUUGAGAUUUAUAAUGGGAUUUUAGUGAUAAUGGGCAUGUUAUUCAAAAAUUACAAAAUAUUGAAUGAGGAAAUUUUGUAUUAAAUGGUUUUUGUACAUAAUAUUUUUUUUUCACCAGAAUUUUCAAUUAUAUAGAAAGUAGGCAUUUAAUUUGUGUGUUAAAUGAAGCGUUCUGUUUAUUUUUAUAAUUUCAGGAUUCAUUUUACGCCAAUUGUCUUUAAUUAGUUCCAUAUAAAUAUUUUAUCGUUUUGGAGAUAUUUAUUUCAUUAUCUCUUCUAAUUAAAGAAUAGUUUUUCGCCAAAUUAUUGUUAAUAUGUAUAAAAAAACAUAAAACGUAUUUAUUGUACAUUAUACACAGCUCACUAUAUUUUCUUUCGCUUUAUUGUCGCACUUUUGAUUCUGUAUAAAAUAAUUUCUAAUACAACCCUUCUACACAAGUUUUAUUGCCAACAAUGUUUUUUUAACAUUCCUUUUUCUACUUUUUUGGUGAUUAAACCUAUGAAUCACCCGACACAGAAUCUUUCUGUAUAUGGGAUAUUGUUAACUCACUCUAUGCCGGUAGUUUUACUCAAGCAAUCGAACGCGACAGAAUUAUCCUAAAAAGUGGGUUGAUUAUUUUGAAAACACAACGUUUUUAAUGCGAAAAGUUAUAUCACCAUUACCAUGUACCAGUACAAUGAUUGGGUAUUGCUCUUCUAAGAUUUUUCUCAGGUGCUUUACUUUUAGUUUUCCUACCAAUACCUGUAUAUCUGGAACAUAAUUCAAUCAAACCUUGUUGGAUACAAUUUUUUUUCUUCUCAAAAUUUAAAUUUAUCAGACCACCUGCUACAUCCUGAAAACGAUUCAUAUCAAACAAAUAAGUUCGACAAUAAUCCAAAGACCAAAACUCAUUUCCAAAUCAUAUUAACCAAAUAUGCAGUGGCGUUUAGUUAAUAUACCAUUUGCUUAACUUCAUAGACAUUGUAACAAGUAACUAUUAGUAUUUCCAUAUAUCUAAAGCGAAAUGAAUUUUUCGUUACAUUCACAUUCGACCUCCAAAUACUUAGGUUGAUAAAUCAUCAAUUAUAAAAUAAUUAUGGCAUGCAGUACCAAUAAUUUGAUACAAUAAAUUGUAUAUUUGUAGUUAAUUUCGUCAUAUUGGCCUCAUUUCACCUCUUUACUGUUGAAUUAUCCUUAUAAUAUAUAAAUAAAUAACAGUAAUUGCACAUAUUACAUUGAAUUGACAUUCUCUGAAAAAUUUCUCCGAUACAUUGGCUGGGAUAUGAUGGAGCGUAGUAAUUACUCCAUUUCUUGUUAACUAUGUACAAAUCAUAUAAUUUAAAAAAUGUAUUAAUAUACAAAAUUGAUCUAAAUGUUUCGAACGUAUGAUACUUUUUAUAACUUGUUCUACAUCUUUCCACCAAAUGGGCAAAAAAAUUUUUUUCAAUUAUUAACCCAUUAGUGCCCACCGAUGCCUUAGCAGAAAAAAAAUAUUAAAUUAGGUUUUAUUUACCUAAAAAUGUCCUCCUCAAACUUGUACUUGUAAUAAAAUUAUUUUUUUUUGUUUAUGCUUUCGAAAAAAAAAACGUGUACCCAAAUGAGUACAAUGAGGUAAUAAGUAUUACCAAAAAUGUUAAACUUUAUAUUUAUGAUGUUAUAUGUCGAUUGUUAUAACACUGUAAAACAAGAACUAAGAAUGAGAUAUUUUGAAACACUCUCGUUCAAUGCACAGAGUCAUAUUACAUUUUUCACAUAUCCAUCUAGCCCUCAUAUGACACUGACGACAUCUGAGCUGGUUCUCAAUUUUUUAAGGGAAAUGCCCAAUCGGAUCAUCAAAAAUACUUCUUGGUAAUGAACCAGAAGGUCUAUUAGAUGCAGAUCUUCUUUGUAUAGCCUUAUUAUAGGAUUUGUAUGUAGUGACGAGUAAUACUUCUAACAUAUUGCAAAAUAUCUGUUUUGUCAUUAGGAUAGAUAAUUUUAUGUAAUUACCAGGCAUUUACAACAGUUACGUUUAUCAUGUGAGUAAAAAGAACCCACCACCAUUUUUUUACCGUGGAUGGCAAUUCUGUAAUUAUUGACUCCUUGGUCCAUCAGAUCAACACCGCCCAUGAGGUGGUUGUAGUUUUUAAAAAGUUGCGGUUGAGGCACUGAAAUUUUCUCCUUCCUUUUUGAAGACCAUCUCUUUACUUGUGCUAAAGGUUCGACUGAAUCAUAGUUUGUAGCCAUCGUUACUGCAUUAUUAUCAUUCCAUCUAACAAAUAGAAGUUGGUUUCUUUCGUCGUAUUGAAAAUCAAAGAAACCACGGUCUUCUCUUUUUUUUUAUUGUCUUGGUGGGUACAAGAGGUCAUUUCUUUGUACGAUUGUCACGUAAAGUUCCAGUAGCUCGUAUUCAAAUCUUUCUAAGUGCAUUUAAAAGAUCAUGGCUUGCAAAAUAAUUGUCGAAAAAUAGGACAUGAUCACUUGGGGCAUCAAUUAUUUUCGUAAAAUCAAGGACCACUCGUGAACCUAGUGGAAGCGAGGUUUUAAUUUUAGUUGGUGCUUGAACAGAUGACGCUGAUGACCAUAAUAUUUAACCAUUGCUUCGUCUAUAGACAAGAAUUUAUGAAAAAUUCCCCGUUGUUGAAACUUUGAGUUGAGAAUGUUCAUAAGUGGCCGAAUUUUGUACAUUUUGUCCUCAGUAUCCAGUGUUCUGUUAUCUGCUAAAUUUAAUUUUUUUUUUAUUUGUAUGCAUUUGUAAUAAAUGGAACUCCAACAACCUCAUCAAGAUUCCAAUAAAGGUGCUCACGAGGUAAUUUAUGGUACACAGAAAAGAGAAGAACGCCAACGAAAAUUUUUAACUCUUCUUUGGUUGUUACAAAAUUAUGAUUGUUCUUAGAUGCCGCAUAAAUGUUGGUUUGGUCGACAAUAUGUUGGACCACUUCGUCAUCAAAUAGUUUUUCGAAAAUCUGUACAGCAUUCAGCCCUCUUAGAUCUUGUCGAAGUUGUUCUAACCGAACUUCGGCUCCAUCUGUGCUAUCUAUCUCUAAUACUGUAGGUACUUGCGUCCAAUUAGGAUUCCCCUUUAGAAGAUGCCAUCUCUCUAACAGUGGCAUACUAUCCAAAUUUUCGGUUGCUAAUCAAUCAAUCGUCUUCAUCAAAUUCUUCCUCGUCACUUUGAUAAUCCACUUCUGGCGGAAUUAUAACGACAUCAACUUCCAAAUUAGCUUAUUUGCUUGUUCAACAGCAUCAAUUGCAGAAGCUAAGGUUUUGAAUCUUUUACCAUAAAAAGAGCUAGUUGCAAUUCCGUUGAUGUCCAUUGUAGAAUGUUGCUGGAAAAAUAGCCCAGUAUAGUCGUGUGCCCAGUGUACUCAAAUGAGUACACCGAGAUUUACAUCAGAAUAACAAAAAAACAUAAUAUUGUAGGACUUUUUACAUAUGACCAUAUUAUUGAUACAUAACCUUUAAAACAUUUUUAACACAUAUAUUCAGUCACACUUAUUUACAAUGUCGGUUGUAGUGUAUAAUAUCAACUCACCUCUAAUUACAUCAGCAAUACGUAGAAGCGCGGUAAAUAUAUUCACAGUCAAAUCUAAUUGAUUCAAAAUUAUUGAUAAUCACUGCCACAGUUCUAUUAAAAUAACACUAGUAAACAAUGUUUUUAUGUUACAUUUACGAAAUACGCCGUUGUGUGGCGCUGAAAUUGAGAUAAUUUAGGUGUACCCAUUCGAGUACACUGGGCGCUAAUGGGUUAAUUUAAUCGCAUAAUUCAUUGGGAGUGUAAGAGAGAGAAGGGGGUUAAGAUUAAACGGGAACAAAAUAGUAAAGGUUUAUGACUAUAUUUUUUUAAAUAUAACGUUGAGAAAUUAUGAUUGAAAACAAAAAAAAACUUAGCCCUAGACUCAGUUGAAGCGUUUUUGGUUAGGACAAAGUAGAUAUUUCGAAACGAUAUAUUUAUAUAGAACUCAUUUGAGAGAAAUAGUUUAAAUCUAUAGUGAGAUUCAAAAAGUUUAUAGUAUUGACAAACUUACUAUCAACAUAAAAUAACGUAAACAUGGCUUUAUUGGGAUUUCAUUUCGUAUAUCUCUGAAAUAUAUGGUUGUUUACGUUUUAAUUUAUAUUGCAAACUGUACUGAACACACUGUGUACCAAUGCAUACUCACAAUCACACUGUCUGACGCUCGUUUUGAUAAACAAGGUGUUGUCUUCUGAUACUGAAGGUAACUUGGUUAUUGAAACGCACAUCAGACAGUGUAUUUGUGAGUGUUGUUGUUGUGGUAGUGUAAACAGUGUGUUCAUUAUGAAUCAGAAUUGUAUUGAUUUAUUGAUUUAUCAUGUUUGUGAAUAUAAGUAUGCUUUAUAUGUGUGUUCUAGAUAAAUAUUUUUUGCAAAAAUAAUUUAUGACCUAUUUAUAAUAAUUUAAUGUAUGGACCAAAUUUUUUACCCUAUUAAUAAUAAUUUAAUAUUAAUUUAAUAAUUUCCUUCACUUUGAAAGGUAUUUUUUAAUUCAUUCAAAUUCAUCCAUCCAAGAAAAUGUUAAGACAAAGCUACAUUUCACAGGCUGUCUUAAAAUUGAUACCAGUUCUUCUAAACAUGAAUCGAAGGACUAAAACGAAUGAAAUUUCUGUAAAUAUGCAAACGUUAGUAAAAAUGAAGUCAGCUCACAAAAAAUUAUCUGCAUACUUUUAUGUAUAUUUUUAAAUAGCUAUUUUUUCAAUUAAAUAUGUUAGAAGUUCCAAGUAUGCAUCAUAUGCCAGUGCUGUAGCUAGAGACUAUGCAGUAAAAUUUUCAUAUCAAAGACAAGCUCAUCCAAAAGCUAAGGGAAGACUCGAACAGGAAUAAUUAAUAACCAUACUUUUUAUGAAUGGAAUAAUGUCACUAAAGGAUACGGUUAAUAAAUGUAAUAUUUAAAUUUCUCAAAUGACAAUCCAUUUUUGGAUCAAGUUAAAAUUGAGUUGUUGGUUCCAACAUAAUGUGAAUCCAGCAUAUCAUAGUAGGCAAUUGAGAACUUUACUCAAUCAAAAAUUUAGUAGAUCGUAUUAACGCUUCUGUGUUUACAAACGAGAACAUACUUCGAAGAUUCAAUGAUUAAUCGGCAAAAUAUUUGCAUUAAGGAAGGAGACUAUUUAUAUUCGGUUUAUAUUCAGAAAGGACGGGCGGCAGCUUUGAAACUGCCUGUAUAUUUUCUUAACGCACUAACUGAAUUAAAUAUGUAGAGUUGCAACUUUUAAAUGUCGGUACAUUAACAGCUUUAGCGAUGUCCAGAUUGUAUGUAUUAACCUUAUCUAAGUUUUUCAAACAUAUAGACAUUUAUUGUAUAUUUAAGCCAUUAUAUUAAUUUGGAAACAAUCUAGUCAAUUUUGUCAAAUAAGGCACUGUUACAAAUCAAAAUAGAAAAAAACAUUAUGCUAGAUUCAUAUUUCUGUAAAACGCCUUUUUUUUGUUAGUAAACAGUUUUGUUGGAA
Messenger RNA from Diorhabda carinulata, 7834 nucleotides. Its product is annotated as N-alpha-acetyltransferase 35, NatC auxiliary subunit. Gene Ontology annotation, cellular component: NatC complex. The record is from RefSeq and is a predicted model, not a curated record. NCBI's taxonomy places the organism in Eukaryota, Metazoa, Arthropoda, Insecta, Coleoptera, Chrysomelidae. The transcript has 11 exons. Gene Ontology annotation, biological process: N-terminal peptidyl-methionine acetylation. The coding region runs from base 245 to 2320 and encodes 691 amino acids.